This is a messenger RNA of Salvia miltiorrhiza (redroot sage), 2863 nucleotides long. RefSeq names its product receptor kinase-like protein Xa21. Lineage: Eukaryota; Viridiplantae; Streptophyta; Magnoliopsida; Lamiales; Lamiaceae. Gene Ontology annotation, biological process: protein phosphorylation. Bases 22 to 2595 code for a protein of 857 amino acids. Gene Ontology annotation, molecular function: protein binding; ATP binding; protein kinase activity. The record is from RefSeq and is a predicted model, not a curated record. The transcript is spliced from 4 exons.
AAAUAAGAUUUUAUUAGUUUCAUGACACUUUUUUUGCCAGGAAUACUACCACAUGAGAUUGGCUAUCUUCAGAGUCUGCUUACUUUUGCUGUUGAACGGAAUGAGAUUGCGGGCUCAAUUGAUUUCAAUAUUUUCAUGAAUAUGUCUUCUCUGCAAACCUUAGGACUAGGGCGCAACAAAUUCACGGGGAACCUUUCAAGGGAUGUCGGGAAUAUUACCAUGCUAACAAAUUUGGAUCUCCAAGAUAACCAUUUUACAGGUCUUAUUCCCAUUGAAUUUGGCCAACUUUACCAUUUGGAGACAUUAGGACUACUGUUGAACAGCUUGAGUGGUUCGAUUCCACAUGAGCUCUUUAACAUUUCAACUCUUCGGAUUCUUUCACUUGUCGGCAACGCUCUGUCAGGGGUUCUUCCAACCCAUUUAUGCCAUGCCUCUCCCUUUCUUGAAGAACUUCAUCUUGGCCGAAAUUCUAUCACCGGAGCAAUACCCAACUCCAUCUCUAACUGUUCUCAACUCACAAUUCUCUCACUUCCUGAAAACAAAUUCAGUGGUUAUAUACCUACUCAUCUCGGCAACCUAAGGCAUCUCCAAAUUCUUCAACUGUUCAGAAACAAUCUUACCCAGGCACCAUCUUCUUCCUUCAUUACUUCAUUGACAAAUUGCAAGUCUCUAACUAUUUUGUCAAUUGAUGAUAAUCCUCUAAAUGGUGUCAUUCCAGCUUCUGUUGGGAACUUAUCUUCUGCACUUCGAACAUUCACUACCGUGAACUGCAAAUUCAGUGGCAGCAUUCCAGUUGAAAUAGGCAAUUUAAGCAAUUUGAUGGCAUUGGAGUUGUCAGCAAAUGAGUUAUCUGGUAAUAUUCCACUAACUAUAAGCCAUUUGCAUGAACUUCAAGGAUUAUAUGUGUCUUAUAACAUGUUGGGAGGUUCAAUACCACAUGCUAUAUGUGAUCUAUUCCGCCUCGACACUUUAAUUAUGAGCCAGAAUCAAUUUUCAGGCCCAAUUCCUAAAUGUCUGGAAAAUGUCUCUUCUGUAAGAAUUCUUCAUCUACACUCCAAUAUGUUGAAUUCAAGCAUACCUUCAAGCUUAUGGGGCCUAAAAGAUUUGAACUCUCUAGACUUGUCCUCAAAUUCAUUAAAUGGGUUCUUACCACAAGAGAUAAGUAACUUAGGAGCAGCAAUACAUAUAAACCUAUCGAUGAAUCAGUUGUCAAAGUCUAUUCCUAGCACUAUUGGGAAGUUGCGGAAUUUGAUUAAUUUGUCUUUGGCAAAUAAUAGACUAGAAGGUUCUAUUCCUGUGUCAAUGGGAAGCAUGAUCAAUUUGGCAAAUCUCGAUUUGUCAUACAACAACCUCUCUGGUUCAAUUCCAAAGUCUUUAGAAGCACUUCAACACCUCGACUACUUUAAUGUCUCUUUCAAUAGUUUAAGUGGAGAAAUUCCUAAUGGAGGUUCUUUUAGAAACUUCACUAUGGAUUCUUUUAAGGGUAAUGAGGCAUUGUGUGGAAUCCCCAAGUUCCAUGUCCAAAUUUGCUCUUCAAUUUCUAAUCACACAUCAAAGAGAAACAAGGUGGAACGAGCUUCAUUUAUUGUUUUCGGGGUUGUGGCUUUCAUCUCAAUUGUUUCUUUGGCCUUUAUAAUUGUCAAAAACAAACGGAAAGAUAAGAUGACUAGAGAAGUUGAUGAGUCGAUAUUCAUUGUGCCGGAAAGAAUCUCUUAUUAUGAACUGCUACAAGCAACGGAAAGAUUCGAUGAAAGCAAUUUACUUGGCACUGGGAGUUCUUGCUCUGUUUAUAAAGGAAUUCUUAACAAUGGGAAGGAUAUUGUUGUCAAGGUGUUUAAUAUGCAGCUAGAAGGUAUUUCAAGAAUAUUCGAUGUCGAAUGUGAGAUACUACGUAGCAUUCGACACAGGAAUCUGACAAGCGUCAUAAGCAGUUGCUCCAAUGAAGUGUUCAAGGCAUUAGUACUUGAAUAUAUGCCAAAGGGAAACCUUGAAAAAUGGUUAUAUUCCUACAAUUAUUGCUUGAAUAUGAUGGAAAGAUUGAAUAUAAUGAUUGAUGUUGCAUCUGCUUUGGAGUAUCUUCACCACGGUUAUUCAAUGCCCAUUGUCCACAGCGACUUGAAGCCUAGUAAUGUGCUGUUAGAUGAAGACAUGGUUGCCCAUGUAAGCGACUUUGGGAUAGCAAAGUUGUUAUGCGAUGGAGAUAGCUUUGCGUUAACCAACACGCUAGCAACAUUGGGUUACAUCGCUCCAGAGUAUGGCUUGGAAGGGCUAGUUUCAACAAGGUGUGAUGUGUAUAGCUACGGGGUGAUGUUGAUUGAAACUUUUACGAGAAAAAGGCCUAGUGAUGAUAUGUUUUGCGGAGAUAUGAACUUAAAGAGAUGGGUAGAACUCUCACUUUCGGAGAUCCCAGAUGAAGUGAUAGAUGCCAACUUAGUCAUGAAUUUGGAGGAAGAAAUGAUUGACAAGAAUAUGCAGUGUGUAUCAUCCAUACUUGAAUUGGCUCUUAAAUGCUCUGCGGACUCUCCCGGGGAUAGAAUCAACAUGAAACAAGCACAUGCAGAGUUGCAAAAAAUCAAACAUCGAUUUUCCCAAUGAGAUUCAAUGUUGAAGAUUUUGAAGAGGCAGUAGAUGCUAUUAGGGUGAGGCACUGGAUAGUUGUGAGGUGGAUGACAUAGAGAACGGAAAAUUUGGCCUGGUCCUUUUGUUGGUUUUUGCUAUCAUUGAUAAUUCAGUUCUUCUUGUUUCUGCUUUUUGUUCUUGUUGUAAUAAACGAGUACUCUUUUUCCUUUAAUAGUGAUUUUCCCAUUAAAUUUUCGCCAUAAAGGUUUUAAUGAUGUUCGACCCUUAGUUAGUGUCUUUGUGC